AUGAAGCUUCUGUCUAUUCUUCUCGGCCUCGCCGCUACCGGAGCUCUAUGCUCUCCGACCGCAGAGGCGGUCGAAGCCACUGUUGAAGAUUGUGGCGAACUCGGAGUCAUGGAGUGGGACCCCGCAACCCUACCCGAAGGCACCGACAUUUCUGCUCUCCGAAAGUGCAAGAAGCAUCCCUCUGAGCUUGGAAUCGCCAGCCCUCUGUACGACCCAGCUUCAGAGACGGAAGUCACCAACUCUUCCAAGCGCGGAGACCUUCUCGACGAGGUUGCGGCGAUCGCUAAACGGGGCGUUUGCUCAAAGGGAGGCCGUGGCUCCGGCUACGAUUACGAUUAUGGAUGCGAUAAGGGCUGGUGCUGGAGGAACUGCGACGGCCCUUUUGUCAAUGCUGACGUUGGUCUCAAGAAGACUUGGUGCUGGCUUGCAUACGAAAGUGGCAAUGGAGGCUGGACUCCCUGUGGCAGGUGGCAGGACUGCGAAUGGUCUUACAACAACAAGGCUGCCAAGUGUGGCAAGGGAGACUGCAAGGCCUGUGGCUGUGGCUGCUGA
Bipolaris zeicola 26-R-13 is the source of this 552-nucleotide messenger RNA. RefSeq lists its product as uncharacterized. The transcript has a single exon. The record is from RefSeq and is a predicted model, not a curated record. Bases 1 to 552 code for a protein of 183 amino acids. Lineage: Eukaryota; Fungi; Ascomycota; Dothideomycetes; Pleosporales; Pleosporaceae.